AGACAUGGUUAAAUAAAAUAACACACAGUUCAUAAAAUUAAAGCUGUUAGUUUCAUAAAAAUUAAUAAAUAACUUUAAUUUGAAAUGUCAUACAUUUAAUGCAAUGAGAAUCACAACUCAUGUUUACUUUUAUUCAAUUGUUUGCAGCGGGAAGGUGAAAGGUAUUUUCUCAUCAAUAGAUGUCACCAGCUUACAUUCGUCAAAAAAAAACUCUUCCCGCUACCAAUACAAACAAAAACAAUUCACGUUUAAUUUAGAUAUGGAUUCUCUUUUCGUCGAGAAGUAUAAGCCUCUUGCUUCUGAGAAAAUUAUUGGUCAACAUGGGCCUAAAAGUAAUGUUAAAAAGCUGACCCAUUGGUUACAGAACUGGGAAUCGAAUUUGAACAAAAAACCUGGAUUUGGUAAAUUUGCGGCUGAAGAUGGUGCUGGUUUCAGAGCUGCUUUGCUUUCAGGGCCUCCAGGUGUUGGUAAAACAACAUCAGCUACUUUGGUCUGUAAAGAGCUUGGAUAUACUUAUACCGAAUUAAAUGCUUCCGAUACUCGAAGCAAGAAGUCACUAGGUGAAGAAGUUGCUAAUUUAUUGAGCAAUAGAACUUUUGCUGAUGUGAGAUCCAAAGGUAAUUCCGUUCUCUCAUCUAAACAUGUACUCAUCAUGGAUGAGGUUGACGGUAUGGCUGGUAACGAGGACCGAGGUGGUGUUGCUGAAUUGAUAAAGCUUAUCCAGAAAACGGGUAUGCCAAUUAUUUGUAUAUGUAACGACAGAUCUCACCCUAAAAUGAGAAGCCUCGUAAAUUAUUGUUUUGAUUUGAGAUUCACGAGACCUCGCAUUGAACAAAUCAAAGCCCAUAUGCUGUCCGUUUGUUUUAAGGAAGGGAUAAAAAUGAGCGGUGACGCUCUUAACGAGUUAAUUAUUUCUUCGAACCAAGACAUAAGGCAGGUUCUUCAUUAUAUUUCACUGCUAGCAACUGCGAAAAAAGGUGAAAAAGUCGAUUUUAAAUCACAAAAAGUCAUAAAGGAUGUAAAAUUGGGACCAUUUGAUGCUCUUAAAAAGCUAUUUGUUGCUGAUUGCUCUAAACCAUUGAGUUUUAAUGAUCGUUCAGAUUUAUUUUUCUCAGACUAUUCACUGAUGCCUUUAUUUGUUCAUGAGAAUUAUCCAGUUGUUCAACCUAUUGGCUUAUCAAAGAGCCAAUCAAGGCAAAGACUUGAUCUCGGAGUUAAAACUAUUCAAUCAAUUGCAUUUUCUAAUCUAAUUGAGAAAGAAAUUCGCUCAUCCAAUAAUUGGUCGCUUUUACCUAUGCAAGCAGCUUUCUCUUCGGUGCUCCCAAGUGUUUACAUGAGUGGCCAUUUAGGUGGCAUGAUCGAAUUUCCUAAAAUGCUCGGUAAAAUUUCAUCUGGUAACAAGAAAGAUCGCCUCAUUCAGGAUCUCAAAAUGCACAUGAGUUUACGUGUUAAUAGUAGUAAAACCACUAUCAAUUUAGAUUAUAUUCCCGUUCUUAGAGAAAAGAUUUAUAAACCGUUACGCGUUCGUGGUACCGAAGCUAUUCCUGAGAUUGUUGAUAUUAUGAAUUAUUAUUGUAUUCGAAAAGAAGAUUUAGAUUGCAUGUUAGAAUUCUUAUGGCCCAAUGAAAAGAACCCAGUUGGUACAAUUGAUGCUAAAACAAAAGCAGCUUUAACUAGACAAUGUAAUGCAUCAUCAAGCCUUCUACCUUACUCAACAAUGCCUGGCAAGAAGACUAAGAAGCGUAAAGCAGCUACCAAUGAGGAUGAAUUUGGUGAAGAAGGAGAAGGAGAGGAGGAAGAAGAAGAAGAAGAAGAACCCGUUAUUCAACCAAAAAAGAAAGUUAAAAAAGCUGCAACCAAAGAGAGUCCAAAAGCAAAUGGAACUAAAAAUGGACCAAAAGAGAAGAAAGAGAAGAAAGAAAAAGAUGAAAGUGAAAAGCCAGCGAAAGGAGCUAAAGGACCAGCCAAAGGGAAGAAAACAGAAGUUAAUGGUAAAGCACCAGCGCCUGUUACGACAAAUAAAGGUGCUAAACGUGCUGCUUCACCUGAAAAAAUAAGUCCUCAAGGGGUCAAAAAAGAAAGAAAAAUAAGCGAUAUGUUCAAGCGAAUGCAAAGAUGAAUGAAAUAUAUUGUCCUUUUAUCUUUCACUGUUAAAAUUCCUUUUAAUUACAAUCGCUUAUGAAUUUUUACCAUCCAAGAGAUGGUCAAUAAAACAUGGCACCCGAUUCAAACGUUUAAAAAUCCAUUUUGAAAGACAGAUA
This is a messenger RNA of Tetranychus urticae (two-spotted spider mite), 2261 nucleotides long. RefSeq names its product replication factor C subunit 1. Gene Ontology annotation, cellular component: DNA replication factor C complex; nucleus. Lineage: Eukaryota; Metazoa; Arthropoda; Arachnida; Trombidiformes; Tetranychidae. Gene Ontology annotation, biological process: DNA repair; DNA replication. Gene Ontology annotation, molecular function: ATP hydrolysis activity; ATP binding; DNA clamp loader activity. The record is from RefSeq and is a predicted model, not a curated record.